Molecule: messenger RNA, 2866 nt
Organism: Porites evermanni
Lineage: Eukaryota; Metazoa; Cnidaria; Anthozoa; Scleractinia; Poritidae
Source: the annotation of a GenBank genome assembly
AUGGCGGGCGGUAAGAAACUUACCAAAGAAGAUGAAAUUUUACUGCAAAAUUUCAGCAGAACCGUCUCCACAAAAUCUUCUGCUUUGUUCUAUGCUAAUGCUUUCUUCGUAUCGGCCAUCCCCUUGUGUAAGUUUAUCUUUUCUACAUUUUAUUUCAGCGUUGAAAUAAUCACAUGCGUACGAUUCUUUGUUCGAUCGACUCAUGGUUUUUUGAUGUUUUACUGUUUCAGGGCUGUUUUGGAGGAUUCACCAGAUGGAUCCCUACUCUUCUGGCAUCAUGUUCGUUGUAAUGACCUUGAUCAGUACGUGGCUUGUAGCAUUUGCGUACAAGAACGUGAAAUUUCAACUAAAACACAAGUACGUGGACUACUACUGUAAUUCAAUACAAAGCAGAGUUAGUAUAAAUAUUUGGUAAACCACCUCUGGAUGAUUACGUUGCAGUAAUUAUUGGACGGUUGAGUAGAUUUUGUUUCAUCAGUGACCUAGUUGAUUUCAUCAAUAUAGCUGAUACUUUUUUAAGGGUUUAUUUCUGAUAUUUGUGCGAAAUAAGUUAGUAAGUCUUUCGUUAGUAAGUCUCUUUUAACAAAAAAAGAGAAAAGCUCUUUUAAAUAUGAACGUGUACGUUAGUUCCUGCUGCUCUUACUUAUAGAUAGCAAGUCAAAUGCUAUAAGAUGUCAGUUGUUUUUAUUUCAUACAUUGGUUCUUCUCCUUGUUCAUUUGCUUAUUCCUAAUGUUCACCAGAAUUUUUGAAGAACAAGGAACAAUUUAAGUAGGUGGCAAUUGAUUUACAGUGGAGCGUCUAUAUAACAAAGAGCCAAGGAAAUGGCAAAAUUUGUUCCCAAUAAUGAGUAUGUGCCACGAUUGGCCAGUUCAAAAUGAUAAGUCCGUUAGGGGCCCCGAAUAAGGAUGUUGGUGCUACUCUGCAGACUUUUCUAACCGGGGUUAGAUUAUGACUAUAAUGCAGGCUAUUCUAUGAUGACUGGACAAUGAUUUUAUCCAGUUGCCAGAGCUUCUGAUGAAUACCAUCGACUGUUUGAUGUAAUAUUAUUUCAGGAUUGCACAGCGUCGGGAUGUCUCAGUGACCAAGGAAGUUAGCAUGGAGUUAGAUUCUAACAAGAAACUGACCCGCCAAGAAAAGGAUGAAAGGUUAGGAUGGUGAUAAUUUUUAUUUUCUUGGCAUUCAUGAUUACAAUGAAGGAAUAGCACACUUUGUUUAGAAGACAAACAGGAUACUUGUGUACACUAAGAUGUACAGUAUUUCCCUUUUUUGUAGUGGACAAAAAGACUUGUGCUCAAACACCAUGUCCUUUUUGAAUUUGCCUUCUUAAGGAGUUGAUAAAAGCAAAUUCAUAUGUUCCACUCUCCCAAGCACUGAUGUUUAUGUAGAACCACUUUCUUUACUUCGGUUGCAAAAGAUGAAGAAUGUUUUAGUGCACUAUUACAUUUGGCUCUCGUUUGUUGGCAUGGCGUCUUGACUCAGUCACACAGGAACUGGCCUUCAGCAUCAAGUCUGCUUCUCUUUGCUGCCUUUUUAAAGGCUAGUUUUUACAGUAACAGAGCCAAACUUGGCAAAACACGCUCAUGCCAGGCUAGGUUUUGCAUUUUGUACUUUGUUCACAUUUGAUAGUGCGUAUUUCACACAGAAAAAACUUACCUUGAUGGUUCUGUUAGAAAUUAUUCUAAAUUAGUAGCUGGCCGUAAAAUACAUUUUUAGAUCUACUUACUGUGAUCAGAAAGGUUACUUGAGUAGAUGAAAGCAAAACAGAUAUAAACUGCUUGCAAAGAUCGAAGUGGAACUCAGGUUGGUUCCCAGAGUCCUCUCCUCGUUGUCUUGUUUUCAUGUUGUCCACAACAAACAUGGUGGCUGUGUUUUUUAUCGGUAGAUUUUCUGAUUAUAAUCGAUGAUCGAUCUGCUGGAUCAGUGCAGUUAUUUGUGAUGAUUGAUGAAAAAAUCUCAGCUGAUUCCCAUCACUAUCUGUUACAGUGUUUGGCCAGGGAAGGAAAGUCAGUUUUGGGUUAAAUGAUAAGAAGGUUUGAAAAAAAUUAAAGGGGGCUUAAGAAAGUAGCAUUUUAACUGUACUGUGUUACUGAUGUAAGCUUUUUUGUCUUGUAGGAUCCUGUGGAAAAAGAACAAAGUUGCUGAAACAGAGGCCAUCUCUUUCUCCAUCUUUUAUAACAACUCCCUCUACCUGUUUUUGAUCCUGAUAGCUUCAUUUUAUGUUCUACGAACAUUCAACCCCGCUGCGUAUCCUUGAGAGUUUAUGUUUAUCUUUCAAAUUUUGAAAUGUUGGUGACGUUGUAAAUGGAUCCUUAUAUUUUUGUGCUUACAGAGUUGCGCAUUUUGCAAAAUUUAAGUUUCUGGUUAUCAAGGAAUUAGUAAUAGCCAAUUUUCAUUAUGAUGUCUUUUUACUACUACAUGUAAGAUCAGAAUUUAUUUUUUUCUUUCGUAUUUAAAUUUGUUAAUCCUAGUGAGGUUAAAGUAGCAAUAGCCCUAAUUUGCAAAAGAAAGCAGAACCCUGAAGGAUUCUGGUAGUAGCAGGAAAAGAACACGAUCGUGCAAACGGCCUAUUGCGUAAGUGGCGCCAUCAUUAAAAACCCUGUUUUAUGAUUUACGCAACCCAUUGGCUGAAAUUUUAAAUAACUUCCUGGCUUUUUUGUUGUUAUUUCACUGUUUUUAUUCUCAUCAUUGUCAUCAUUUUCAUCAUCGUUGUCAUCAUCAUCGUCGUCAUCAUCAUCAUUAUUGUAAUGUUUAUUCAUUUAUUGAACAUGUGUGGCAUUUCCUUAACAUAGUUGUAGAAACUAUCUCCUCUCCACUGCGCUUGCUGGUGGAGUGCUAGCUCUGUUGUCCACAGGUUCAUCAGCGUGA